Aspergillus ruber CBS 135680 is the source of this 1319-nucleotide messenger RNA. RefSeq names its product putative sarcosine oxidase. The record is from RefSeq and is a predicted model, not a curated record. Gene Ontology annotation, molecular function: flavin adenine dinucleotide binding; sarcosine oxidase activity. NCBI's taxonomy places the organism in Eukaryota, Fungi, Ascomycota, Eurotiomycetes, Eurotiales, Aspergillaceae. The transcript has a single exon. Bases 64 to 1200 code for a protein of 378 amino acids.
CAACUCUCAGUGUUUCAACUCUUUUCUUUUCAAUUUUACUUGUCCAUUACCCAAGAAACAACCAUGGAACGGUUUGACAUUGCAGUUGUUGGCCUUGGUGCCCUUGGAAGCGCAGCAGCAUACCAAGCAGCCAUCAAAGGUUCUAAAGUCAUUGGCUUCGAACAAUUCGAGUUCGGUCACGUACGCGGAGCAUCACAUGACACUUCACGGAUUAUCAGGACCUCAUACGGCUCCCCUGAGUUUGUUUCACUCGCAAGAUCGGCGUACAAAGACUGGGCAGACUUGGAAAAGCGAUCUGGUCUACAGCUGCUGAACAUAACCGGCGGCGUUGUAUUCCUUCCCAGGGGAGGGCCAACUCCCUCCAGCGACUUUACAAAAAGCUUAGACGCCAAUGGUGUUCCUUACGAGCUUCUUGAUUCAAAGGAAGUCAAUCGACGCUGGCCCGGGUUCAAGAUUCCCGAUGAAAUUGAUGCCGUGUACACGGCAGAUACUGGUAUCGCUCAUGCCUCCAAAUCGGUCACUACUAUGCAAUACCAAGCUCGCGCCAAUGGGGCUGUCUUGAGAGAGAAGACUCGAGUGGACAGAGUGACCCCGGAUGGCGACUGCGUGGUCAUCGAAACGUCCAAUGGUCGAGUCCGAGCUGGCAAAGUGAUCCUUGCGGCCGACGCCUGGAUAAACAAGCUUCUUGGACCUCUUGGUGCUGAGAUCCCGCUGUCAGUCAUGCAGGAGCAAAUCACCUACUUCAAGCCGACAGACUCAGCUCGUUUCGACUCUGAGCGGUUCCCCGUGUGGAUAUGGGGCGGCGAGAAAUGGUUCUAUGGAUUUCCGACCUAUGGGGAGCCAACCAUCAAGGCAGGCCAGGAUGCCCAACAGAAUAUUAUGGCCCCCGACCAUCGUACAUUUGUUCACUCGCCGGAGCUGCUCAAGACGCUGACGGGUUUCAUGGACACUAUCAUACCCGACCAUGGUCAGGCCCUGCGUACAGUAACCUGUCAGUACGCCAUCACGCCGGAUCGCCAGUUUAUCAUAGGAUCAUUGGAAAAGCACCCAGACAUUAUUAUAGCUCUGGGUAAUGGACACGCAUUCAAGUUCGCUCCUGCUAUCGGUCGAGUGGUGGCAGAGCUCGCAAUUGACGGGGAGACGAGUGAUGAUAUCUCCAAAUUUCCCGUGCCGAGUCCAGCCGGCUCUAGCAAACUAUAAUUGAAUGGUAGUGUAUGAUCCAGGUCUGUGAAGCGGAUGGCUGAUAUGUCAGGAGACACCCUUCAGGGCAGCCCCGAGAUUAUGAUAGCUAGGUAGAUAGUAACGCAUAUGUUUCCCCA